UUAGCCGGGCAGUGGGGACAGAAACAAAGAUGGCGGCUUCUGGUGCGGGAGUUGUUGCUAUGGCGUCCUGCAGGAGGUAGGGCCUGACCCACCCCCCAGGGCCUCGGAGGGGGUGGGCACCCUCCAUGGGCCUCAGCCAAUGGGAAUCUCCACCUGGACAGCCACCGUGGAGGGGUGUGAGCUUGGUGCUGGUGGGGAAGAGACGCUUGCAGCUUGUGAGAGGGUUCUCCUCUCCAUUGUCUCUACGAUGCCCCAGGCCUCUGAACACCGGGUCAGCCGGGCUAGAGAGCAGGUCAUCACAUCGCAGCCCAAGGCCACCGCCAAGCUCCUGAACGGACACCGGGCUGUGAGCCAGGAGCGCCAUGCCUCAGUCUCCCCUGCACUGGCCAAUGGGCUCUCCAUGGCUCCCAAGCUUCGCCCGCUGCCUCCCCGGCCCAGCCCACUGGACGAUCGGGGGAAGAAGCAGGAGCUCGAAAGGGGCCGUGCUUCGAAGCGCAGCGACCAGCUGCGGGGCUCAGUGCCCCGGCGAGGGCCAGUGAAGGCAGACCAUGCGGUCAAGGUGCCCAAGUCCCCACAGCCUGGCACCAUGUCAGGCAGCGCCUCCUUCUCCAUGCCAUCAGGAGUGUUGCUGGUGGAACGAGAUUCUGAGCGCAGGAGGAACAAUCUCGCCCGCUCCAAGUCCAUCAGCAUUGGGGACCUGAGCCAGGCAGGGGGCGAAGGGGAGGAGUUGAGCAUGGUGCUCAGCCGCUUGGUGCUCCGGGACCGCAGCCCGCCGUGCAGCCAAAAGCUGGGCCUGGGGCCCUUGGCUCUCCAGCGGAGCUCCUCGCUCAGGAGGGUCAGUGUGUCUCCUGGGCUGGAUGGGAGGCCUGCGGGCGCGCUGCUCUCCGUCCGCACUGAGAGCUGCACCAGGACUCACACCCCCGAUCCUCAGGUCUCCGAGUACCUGCACCCUCAGGAUGUCCCAGCGGCUGGGAGCCCACCCCAGGGGAAGGUACCGUCUCCAGCUCCGAGCAGGCCCGACAAGAAGACACACCACACCCUCCUCCUGGGCUCUGGGCACAUCGGACUCCGCAAUCUUGGCAACACGUGCUUCAUGAACGCUGUGCUCCAGUGCCUGAGCAGCACCAAGCCUCUGCGCGACUACUGCCUGCGCAAGGAGUUCCUCCAGGAGCAGCCCAGCACCUCGCGGGCCCAGCAGGAGCUCACGGAAGCAUUUGCAGAUGUCAUCAGUUCACUGUGGCACCCAGACUCCACUGAAGCUGUGGACCCUGGGCGGUUCAAAGCUGUCUUUCAGAAAUACGUCCCGUCCUUCACAGGCUACAGCCAGCAGGACGCCCAGGAGUUCCUGAAGUUUUUCAUGGACCGGCUGCAUGUGGAGAUCAACAGGAAGGGGCGCAAAACUCCCAGCAUCCUCUCUGAUACCAAAUGGCCCUUGGUGCUAGAGGACUCGGACCCCCUGAGUGAUGACGAACGAGCCAACCAGAUGUGGAAGCGCUACCUGGAGAGAGAGGACAGCAAGAUAGUGGAUCUCUUCGUUGGCCAGCUGAAAAGCUGCCUCAAGUGUCAGGCCUGUGGCUACCGCUCCACCACCUUCGAAGUCUUCUGUGACCUCUCCCUCCCCAUCCCAAAGAAGGGCUUUGCCGGGGGGAAGGUCUCUCUCCUCGACUGCUUCAGCCUUUUCACCAAGGAGGAGGAGCUGGAUUCCGAGAACGCUCCGGGAGCCCGGUGUAUAACCUCUACGCCCUGUGCAAUCACUCGGGCAGCGUGCACUAUGGUCACUACACCGCCUUCUGCAGGGACCAGUCCGGCUGGCGGGUCUACAACGAUUCCCGCGUGUCCCCGCUCAGCGAGAACCAGGUGCCAUCUAGUGAGGGCUACGUGCUCUUCUAUGAGCUGGACGACCAUCAUGGGAAGAAACAAUGAAGUCUUGGACCCUGGCACCUGUGCCACAACCCUCUUACCUCAGAGACUGAGCCCAGCUCUCGGGGAUCCUCAGCCGCUCACAGGCCUGGAGGCAGUGUGGGGGAUGAGCAGCCCACCUGCUCACCGGUGCCUGGGGGAGGAUGGGACGUGCCGACCCACUGGACAGGGGCAAGGGGCCUGCCUUGCCCAUCGCUGGGUGCAUGGGGGAGGGGCCUGGCAUGGCCCCCACCCCUGCUAUUCUGACACAGCGUGGGGCCUUUGUUCACACAGUGAGGCUGUAAAUAAACCCCAGAGCCACCCUCCAGGCAGGAACUUUUUCUGAAUAAAUUUACUAAGAAAAG
Molecule: messenger RNA, 2264 nt
Organism: Caretta caretta (loggerhead turtle)
Lineage: Eukaryota; Metazoa; Chordata; Testudines; Cheloniidae
Source: RefSeq, a predicted model, not a curated record